This is a messenger RNA of Plasmodium falciparum 3D7, 2376 nucleotides long. RefSeq names its product putative protein E140. NCBI's taxonomy places the organism in Eukaryota, Apicomplexa, Aconoidasida, Haemosporida, Plasmodiidae. Gene Ontology annotation, cellular component: plasma membrane. The record is from RefSeq and is a predicted model, not a curated record.
AUGGUAGACUUCAACGAUUUAAGCGUUGAACUAAAAAAAACAGAAUUAAUAAAAGAGGACCUGAGAAAUCUAAGCCAUAUAAUAAAUAAUGAAUUUAGUUACUUUUGUCAAAAUGAAAACAAGAACGUAUCUUUCAACAAUAAUAUUAGUAGUUAUUAUAAUGAUGAUAUAUUUUCUAAAAGUACAUUAAAUAAUUUAUAUACAUCUUGGAAAUUAGAAGAUUUUUCUCAUUUUGAUUUCAGUAGUAUUUUAGAUAUAUUAAAAAGAAAUCAAUAUGUUAUGUGUAGUAUAUAUUUCCUCCUAAUUUUUUCUUGUAUCUAUUUUUUAACAUUAUUAUUAUAUACAAAAUGUAUAAAAACAACGUUAAAAAAAUGGUUCUGUAGAUAUUGUAGUGAAAAUAUAAAUGAAAAUAAUAGUAAUCAUAAUGAACAAAGAACAGUAUUACAAAAUGUUAUAAAUAAAUCAUGUUAUUUUAUUACUUAUUCAUCUAUAAUCUGUCUUUUAUUAUUUCUUCUACUUUCUGGAAUUACAUAUAUGCAUUAUUUUAUAAAAACAAAAAAAGGAAUACAUUCUAAUAUUUGUAAUAUUUAUACAAGGCUUGAUAAAUUCUUAUUAAAUAAAUGUCUAGAUCCAAAAAAAGUUGAUACCUCGUGUUAUUCAGCUGAACAUAUAUUGAAUGAUCUUUCUUCCAUAUUGGAAGAAUAUAAAAAGGUGAAGCAACAAGCAAAGGACGACACGUUGCUUGACGAGAACACUCCCUUCCCCCUACUCGAAAGAUACAUUACAACGUUCAAUAAGCUAAAUGUACUAAAAAACAAUAUAAAUAAAAAUAACACAACACUCGAAAACGAAUACUUCCACACAUAUCCAGCCCUCAAAGGAAUCAGCGAAACACUAACAACCAUUAUUAGUGAAGGCAAUAAAAAUUUCGGAAAUGCCAGAAAUGUUAUUAAAGAAGUUAAAAGCACAAUAAAAUAUUCGUUUCAUACUGUUGACGAAACCAUAAGAAAUGUAUUUAAAGAUAGUGUACCUAAAAUUACAGGAUUAAUAACACAAGCUGGGAAAUCUAUCAAAGGAAUAAAUAACAAAUAUAAAAUUAAAGAGCGUAUUCCUAAAUAUACAAAUAUUAUUUUAUUAACUAAUAUUAUUUUAUUGUUACCACCAUUCUUAAUAUUAUUAGGUAUCAUAAUUUUUAUGAUAUUUAUUCUUAUGGGAUAUAUACAAAAAAAUAAUAAUUUCUUCAUAAAAUUAUUUGGUCAUUUCAGUGCUUACUUUGGUUUACUCACUAUAAUUAUUUUAUCCUUUGGAAUACUAUUCUUAAGUACUUCAGUCAUAGGAGGCACAUCUUGUAUUUUAUCAGAAAGAAUUUUAAAAAAUGAAUUACGUUUUGAUAUAUUAAAUAAUACUCUUAUAGAUUAUUGUAUUAAAAAUGAAAGCGCACCAUUAAUUGACGAUGAUAUAACAACAAGCUUUGUCGCUAAAAUUAAUUCUUUCGAUACAGGACAUAUAGAUCAUAAUAUAAACGAAUAUGAAAAACAUUUUACAAUUUUAAAAGAAUCUUUUUUUCAUAAGUCAUUAAAAUUUAUGGAUUAUAUAUGGAUUGUUAUAAUGAAACGAGAAAAUAAUACAUUUUUAAAUAGAAUAAGAACUGAACAAGUCAAAAAAUCGUUAUUAAUAACAGGUAUUAUAAACGAAAAUAUUAAAUAUGAAAAUAUGGAAGCUAUAGGUAUCAGAUCCUAUUUAACUACGUUGAACAAAAUUAUUUUUCCUGAAAAUAAUGGUAAAAUAUGUUUUAAUGAUAUCAUAUGUGAAAAGGAGAAUAAUACAUAUAAUAUUACUGAGAAUUCAAAAACAACCGAUCAGAAAUAUAGAAAUAUACGUGAUGGAAUGGAUGAACAUCUUAGAAACGAUUUGGAUGCUAUUGUUCAACUCUUUGUUUAUAAAGCACGUAUUCUAAAAGAAAAUAUAUUCGAUAUUAACGAUCUUGAUAGUAACGAAAAAAACAAAAUAGGAUGGAGCGAAUAUACACCCAGAAAUAUAAAUGGAACACAAAAAAAAUCAAUCAUUAAUACUUUCCUAGUAAAUGUUAUUGAAAGUAUUAACUUUUCAGAAAUAAUAAAUUUCUUUGAUAAAAUGAGAGAUCAAUUUAAUGUACUUAAAGACCUAAUUCUAUUAAAAAUUGAUACAUUAACAGAAAAUACAAAAUGUAAUAAAUUAGUAAAAGAACUUAUUAAUGUCAGAAAAGAUUAUUGUAAUAACGUCGUUUUGAAUUUAUCUACUUUAUCUGUAUAUUUAAUUAUAUUUUCCAUCACUUCAUUUUUAUUAUGGUAUCUAUUUCUAUUCUUGUGGUUCUAUUAUAAUAUUAAACCAUCAUAG